Macrobrachium nipponense is the source of this 1908-nucleotide messenger RNA. RefSeq names its product doublesex- and mab-3-related transcription factor 1-like. Gene Ontology annotation, molecular function: RNA polymerase II cis-regulatory region sequence-specific DNA binding; DNA-binding transcription factor activity, RNA polymerase II-specific. Lineage: Eukaryota; Metazoa; Arthropoda; Malacostraca; Decapoda; Palaemonidae. Gene Ontology annotation, cellular component: nucleus. The record is from RefSeq and is a predicted model, not a curated record. The transcript is spliced from 2 exons. Gene Ontology annotation, biological process: regulation of transcription by RNA polymerase II; sex differentiation. The coding region runs from base 565 to 1323 and encodes 252 amino acids.
AACAGUUUCGUUAAUGACAGGUUGACGUAGGUUUGAAUAUUAAAAAACUGAUUCUGAAAAAUGAGCAAUUAUUGACUGCAGGUUUCCGAUUCAUCUUUAAAAAUAAAUAUUUGCAACUUCUUUGUUGAAUUUCUCAGUGACACUACAAACCUUACCAGAGAUUUCUGCAAAAAUAUACUUUUCCUCAUUUAUUCUUGGCUUUCGUCACAAUCGUUAAUUGACUCAUUAAAAUGACCUUCAAAACGUCUGGCUUUAUCCUGAAAAAUAAUAAACGUCAGUAAUGGCCUGGAAUAAUGAAAAAUUAAUAAUUUUGCAGUCAAAGUAUGUCUGACUACGGAACGCCACCCAGGAGUCGGUCAGCGCAUGCGCUGUUGUGAGUCAGUCUAGCACCCUCUCUCUCUCUCUCUCUCAACCAGGUAGCUCAUUCAUGACCAUUUUGUCACUUUUCUUGAGCAAGCCGAGCCAGUUUUCCGACCGAUUUGCGUUGCAGUCGCUCGUUCCACUCGUACCGAUUGAGUUUAUAGAUUUCAUAAAAGAAUUCAGCUAAGCAUCUCUUUGACAAUAAUGGCCCUGUCGCGUCCCAUCAAACCGAAUCUCAGCUGUUCUGAAGAACAUCAGCCUAGCUCGUCAGUCCAGGGCUGUCCGGAAACUUCUUCCGUCUCUGCUGACGGAGCCCUUGCAGGAAGGGGAGGAGGCGGAGGCGGAGGAGAACGGAGGGUGCCCAAAUGCGCCAGGUGCCGAAACCACAACCUCAGCAGCGUGUUGAAAGGGCACAAGAGGUACUGCCCCUUCGCAAGGUGCCAGUGCCACCUGUGCGAGCUGACGCUGCAGAGGCAGAAGAUCAUGGCCCAACAAGUGGCCCUGAGUCGCGCUCACGCCCAGGACGUGGCCCGGGUCACGCUCCUUCAGGAGGACCAGCGGCAGCACAACCCUCAGGAGAUACUAGCGACGGCGGACGGCCUGCGGACGGAAAUUGGGAAGAGGGAGCUUUCCGUCAAUGGCGAUAGCAUCUCGCUACAUCAUCCCGCCUUGGACUGGAGUCUGCAGCAGCAGCAACAGCAGCAAGCCACGACCUCCUCGAGUUACAUCCACGGCCUCAGCGCCUCCAUCCCAUCGCCUUUUCCCUCGCUCUGCGAUCCAUUCAGGCUCCCAUACCUUUUCCCCUCCGUGUUUCAGCCGCCGUCGACCUCCGUAUCUCCACUCCCCCUGUCCGCACUGAGACAGCCGCCAGGAGCGGUUUCCCACUUCUUGCACUGUCCUCUGUGCGCGUCCAGGAUGACGUCGGAGGUCGAGCUGCGACAUCACCAGUGUGAAACCAACUGAAGUGCGGCCGGUUUCAGAAGCCUUUGUUGUUCUUCUAAGGAAGAAUGCUCUGAGCCACCCACAACGUCCACCGUUGCAGUGAUGCCAACCCCUCUAACCCUACGCCCCCUACAGGAGACGAGAAGUGACCCUACAUAACUGAAAAUGACCCAACAUUCUGCGGCUAUGAUAAUAAAUAAAUCUUUAGAUUAUGUUUAUAUGCAAUAUCAUGAAUACUAAUAAGCAUAUUGUUCUGAACCUACCUUAUUACACUUGAAAAUAUUGCCCUGUUCUCUUAAGAUUUUGCCUAGAUUACCCUACAGUUGGGAACAUUGCACCGUUGCCUCCGCAUAUUUCAGAACUGUGUUUAAAAAGAUGAUCAAUGUUAAGGCUCAUAUAUAUAGCUUAGUGGCAGUGGUUAUGAGCUUGCAUGAGAGCUUAUUUGCGCAUCUAGGACCCUUAUGAUUGUGCAUCUGGGUGAUUCAGUGACUGUAAGGGUACCAAAAACGGCAAUUUUUUGUCAGAAUUUUGUGACUUACUGCUUCUUGCUUCAGACAUCCAAAAUAAGUGGUGGAAUUCUGUUCACUUCAAUAUACCAUUUCUGAA